AUGGAGGCAGUGAGAUGUUACUGGGAUCUUCCUUGGGUCAUUGGAGGAGACUUUAAUGAGAUUAUAUCUGUUCAUGAAAGGUCUUGUGAAGGUGAAAUUACAGCAAGAAUGAGAAAGCUUAACAACUUCAUUGCAAGACAUGAAUUGUAUGAUCUACCUCUCAAUGAAAUUGCAGCUAUUAGUAAGCAACACUUUGGUGAUUUGGAUAGCAGAAUGGAGGAACUAGAAGGCAUUUUCAUGACUUUGGAUGCUGAAGAGAACACUAAAAAUGGCAUGACUGAGGAGCAGUGGGAUGAAAGACUUCAAGCAAGACAAAAAUUCUGCAAACUUGAUAUUCUUAAAGCUGAGAAAUGGAGAACAAGAUCAAGAAUUACUCAUAUGAAGUUGCAUGAUGAUAACACUAAAUACUUCCACAUAUUAGCAACAGAUAGAAGAAGAAUGAGUUAUAUAGGAGCCAUCAAAGUCAAUGAUGCAGUAACAGUGGAUGAGAAGAAAAUAAAGAAGCCAUUGUUGAACAUUUUCAGAAAAAUUUUCAGCAACAAACUCCAAGAAAACAUGGACUCUAUGAACUUUAAUAAAAUUACAGAAGAGGUGAGGAUUUGGAUUGAAAGUGAAGUAACUGAAGAUGAAUGUUUGCAUUGUAUGAAGAAUUUGGGACAAAAUAAGGCUCCAGGGCCUGAUGGGAUUCCCAUUAUCUUCUAUGUUCUUUGUUGGGAUAUUAUCAAGAAGGAUACGACGUUGGUUUUCAAAGAGCUUACGGAUAAGAAUUUGUAUUGGAGGCAAAUCUUGUAUGGGGUUCUUGUAGCAAAUGAGAUUAUUGAUUCAAGAAUAAGAAGUGGAAGGCCUGGAAUUUUAGUAAAAGUAGACUCCGAAAAAGCUUUUGACCAUGUCAGAUGGGAUUUUCUAGAUGAGAUGCUCUCUCUAAUGGGAUUUGGAGAAAACUUGAGAAAAUGGACACAACGCUAUGUUGAGUAUGUCAGAUUUUCUAUUCUAAUCAGUGGUUCAGCUACAGGUUAUUUCAAGUCUAAAAAAGGUAUUAGACAAGGAGAUCCUUUGUCUUUUUUUUUUCUUUUGGUGGGAGAAGCUAUGUCAUUCAUGAUACAAAAAGCACAAGAAAAUGGUUUGAUAUCAGGUUUUCAAGCAACUGAAGGUGGUAAUCUCAUCAGUCAUCUGCAAUUUUCAGAUGACACUUUAGUCUUAUUAGAUGCUGACAUUGAACAAGUCAAACAUCUUAGAUUACUCUUGCUUUCUUUUGAACAGCUUACAGGCUUGAAAAUAAAUUUUGCAAAAAGCCAGAUUUUUGGUGUAGGGUACACUGGUGAUUUAGCUCAUUUCUCUUCUGUUUUGGGGUGUUAUUAUGGAGUUUUACCAACUACAUAUCUGGGUUUUCCACUUGGGAACAAGAGUGGUGGUGUGGCAAAGUGGGAUAAGAUUAUAGACAGGAUAAUUGCAAGGCUAGCUGGUUGGAUAAAAUCAUUUUUGAGCAGAGCAGGUAAAAUAACUCUAACCAAUAGUGUAUUAUCCAGUUUGCAUGUAUAUUACAUGUCUUUAUUUGUGAUGCCAACCUCAGUUGCAAAGAGAACUGAAAGAAUAAUGAGGAAUUUCUUAUGGAAUGAUAAUAAAGGAAAGAAGAAAAUGAAGCUGGUGAAAUGGAGCAAAUUAUGUAGAAGAAAGAAAUGGGGUGGCUUGGGUAUUAAAAGUUUAGUACAGAUGAACAAAGCUCUUUUAACUAAAUGGUAA
Molecule: messenger RNA, 1740 nt
Organism: Papaver somniferum (opium poppy)
Lineage: Eukaryota; Viridiplantae; Streptophyta; Magnoliopsida; Ranunculales; Papaveraceae
Exons: 3
Coding region: 1-1740 (579 amino acids)
Source: RefSeq, a predicted model, not a curated record